This is a messenger RNA of Neltuma alba, 2014 nucleotides long. RefSeq names its product sodium/hydrogen exchanger 2-like. The coding region runs from base 89 to 1654 and encodes 521 amino acids. Gene Ontology annotation, cellular component: plasma membrane. NCBI's taxonomy places the organism in Eukaryota, Viridiplantae, Streptophyta, Magnoliopsida, Fabales, Fabaceae. Gene Ontology annotation, biological process: proton transmembrane transport; potassium ion transmembrane transport; sodium ion import across plasma membrane. The record is from RefSeq and is a predicted model, not a curated record. Gene Ontology annotation, molecular function: sodium:proton antiporter activity; potassium:proton antiporter activity. The transcript is spliced from 16 exons.
AGCUCUUCCCCUGUUUUCCUCUCCAACCUCUUCCUCCUGUCCCUUCCCGGGGACCUACUACGACGGAGUUUCAGGAGAAGGUGUUGCCAUGCUUUCUAUGCUGAACUCCCUUUUCACUCGAAUAGGGAGCUUUGAUUCCCCUGAAGAUGCUUCUGUAAAUUCCAUGACACUAUUUGUUGUUCUCGUGCUUUCCUGUGUUGUGAUUGGACAUCUUCUGGAAGAGAGCCGGUGGAUGACUGAGUCAGUCAUCGCAUUACUCAUUGGCCUUUUAAGUGGAACUAUCAUUCUACUAACAACUAAGGGGAAAAGUUCACGCAUUUUAGUGUUUAGCGAAGAACUUUUUUUCAUAUAUCUUCUUCCACCUAUCAUAUUUAAUGCAGGAUUUCAGGUGAAAAAGAAGCAAUUUUUCAAGAACUUCAUGGCAAUAAUAUUGUAUGGUGUUAUUGGGAGUAUGAUGUCAUUUGUCAUCAUAUCGCUAGGUUCAAUUCAAUUGCUGAAAGGAUUAGACAUUGGUAUAUUGGAUCUGGGAGAUUAUUUUGCACUUGGGGCAGUAUUUUCAGCUACGGAUUCUGUCUGCACAUUGCAGGUUCUUAAUCAGGAAGAGACACCUCUUCUGUACAGUUUAGUUUUUGGCGAAGGUGUUGUCAAUGAUGCAACAUCAGUGGUUCUUUUUAACGCAAUCCAGAGAUUUGACCUCUCUCAUAUCACCUCGGUCAAUAUCUUGCAGUUUUUUGGCAAUUUCUUAUAUUUGUUCCUGUUCAGCACUUUUUUGGGAGUAGGGGUUGGCUUGAUCAGUGCAUAUAUUAUAAAGAAGUUGUGUUUUGCCAGGCAUUCUACAGAUCGAGAAAUUGCUCUUAUGCUUCUGAUGGCUUAUUUAUCUUAUAUGUUGGCUGAACUUGUUAAUUUAAGUGGGAUCCUUACCGUGUUCUUUUGUGGGAUUGCCAUGUCACACUACACUUGGCAUAAUGUUUCUGAUUGUUCUAAAGUUACAAGCAGGCAUGCUUUUGCAACUUUCUCAUUUGUCUCUGAGAUUUUUAUCUUCUUAUAUGUCGGCAUGGAUGCCUUGGACAUUGAAAAAUGGAAAUUUGCCAGCAAGAGUCCUUGGACAUUAGUUGGAGCAAGUGGAAUGCUGCUAGGCUUGGUUCUCCUUGGAAGAGCAGCUUUUGUGUUUCCCCUGUCAAGCAUAGCCAAUUUAUUUAGGAAGUCUAACACCGAGAAAAUUACAUUCAAGCAGCAGGUUGUGAUAUGGUGGGCUGGGCUCAUGCGUGGUGCUGUAUCUGUGGCACUUGCAUACAAUAAGUUUACUAGAUCAGGACAUACUCAACUGCCCGGAAAUGCCAUCAUGAUUACCAGCACCAUCAUAGUUGUUCUCUUAACUAAUGUGGUAGGAGGAUUAUUGACCAAGCCUCUGAUGAGGCUAUUAUUGAAUCCCCCUAGGCAUUCGGGUAUCUCAACGGAUUCAGAUUCAUUACCCAGUAAGCGUUUGACUCUACCAUUACUCUCCAGCGGGCAUGAUUCCGAAUCUAACGUUGACAUCGGGAAUGUGGUAGUAUGUAUUUGUCAUCCCCCAGAAGAAGCAGAAGAAAGAUGUAACGGAAGUAGCUCCUCUCCAACAAGUGGAGACUCCACUACGACUGAAGACUGUUGGGAUUAAUUUGAUUGAUUUUUAAAAUUUGAUCUGAGUGAAGGAGCGAUGAAGAUAAGUUCAGCGGCAAAAAUUAACUUCGGAUUUAACACGUUAGGCUGACCAAAGAAGAGGAUAAGUACCCUUUUUAUUAACCUUUUAUGCCCGUAAGAGAGAAUUCUUAAGGGGAGCACGGAAGGCUUUUUGUCCCCGUCAUCCUUAACGAAGUUACCAUAAAGAAAUGGCAUUGAAGGGAUGUCAAGGGACUAGCGGCCCUGCAUUUUGAUGCUUGUGACUCCCUCUCUUCAUUGAGUGUUUGAUACCGUCAUUGAUUAAUCUAGGAUUCAAACAUUUUUUGGUUUAUAUGAGUUUUAUUUUUUUGGUUAAAAA